UUCACUUUCCAAGCUGUGCCAUGGAAAACUCUGUGUGUCGCAAGGAAACAAGCUGAUCAGCUAUAGGCUGACCUCAAGCAAUGCAGUCCAACAAACUCUCAGAUGAUGUGGAGGGAAAUCCUGACAGGGUGGAUCCCUUCUACCAGCAAGGCAAAGUGGCUUGUGUCAUGUUCACGGUUCUCCUCCUACUUUCAUUCUUGGUAAUAGGAAUCGUAACAGGUCUCAAUUUCAAGAAGACUUCACAAGAGGAUCAGACCAGAGGUCUUCUUUCUGAUGAUAUUACACCCAUCCCAUUCCAGUACAAUGGUGACAGAGGGCUCUGCUCGGAUGGUUGGGUUUUAUAUAGGAACUCCUGUUAUUUGAUAAUGAAUGUUUAUGGGACAUGGGAAUUAUCAAAGUCUUUAUGCCACAACUCUGGGGCGCACUUGAUGGUUGUGAAUAGUGAGGAAGAGCUGGAGUUCAUUUCAAGAGUGGUUCAGAAGAGGGCUGACUAUUGGAUUGGUCUCAAGAGGGACAAAAUGGGCCAGUGGUCCUGGGUUAAUGGAGAUAAUUAUUAUUCAAAUCCACAUUUCUGGGAUGAAAAUCAACCUGCUCAUUGGGAUUUGGAGUCCUGUGCUCACUUAACAGGAUCUGACACGGUGCAUCGAAAGCUGAUGCAUGAUGCUGACUGUCACAGACAACUGUAUCACAUUUGUGAACGCAAACUAGAGAAAGGCAUGCGGUAGGAAACUUGACCAUCACGUCAACUGCAUUAGGCUGACCUAAACCUAGCUCUGGCUU
Carassius carassius (crucian carp) is the source of this 780-nucleotide messenger RNA. RefSeq names its product C-type lectin domain family 4 member E. The record is from RefSeq and is a predicted model, not a curated record. NCBI's taxonomy places the organism in Eukaryota, Metazoa, Chordata, Actinopteri, Cypriniformes, Cyprinidae. The transcript is spliced from 7 exons. Bases 81 to 725 code for a protein of 214 amino acids.